Messenger RNA from Sus scrofa (pig), 3137 nucleotides. The record is from RefSeq and is a predicted model, not a curated record. NCBI's taxonomy places the organism in Eukaryota, Metazoa, Chordata, Mammalia, Artiodactyla, Suidae.
UGUUAGAACGAAGGCCAGUCACUUAAUCUGGGUCUUUUAGCUCCUCCAUUUGGAACAUAGUGAGCUUCUCCCUGAGAAAGGGGAAAUCUGUGCAGAGGAGAUAACAGAUUGCAUUUCGUCCAGUUCAACACACAGGGCACGAAGUGUUGGGGCCUGGGCCAGGCUCCACAGGCCUGGCAGCAGAUGAAUGCCCUGCAGUGUGAGGAGCGCUGGAACAGCUCCAGAAACAGGGCACUGUGGCCCCCCAGGAGGGACAGUCACGAAGGGCUUCCCAGAGGAAGUGACACUGAGCUGACUCUAGAAGGAUGAACACGGGUUCCUCACGUGGAGGAGACAGGGAAGGGAGCUCCAUGCUGAGGGGGCUGCGUGUACAGCGACACAAGAGGCUUGUGCUUGUAGGGUCUGGGAGAAGUUCCUUGUGGCUGAUAGCAGACUGGUUCCAGAGCUCAUUCUGGCAUCCGUGUGGAGGUGACUGGGGAGUGACAGGCCUCAGGCAGGGACACUGCGCAAGAUGCUGUGGUUGAAGUCCCGGCAGGAGCCUAUGGAUCGUCUUGUUAAAUCACCAGGAGGGACAGAGGUCUUGCAGAUGGCCCCACUGCCGGGGGCGGAGCUGGUCCAGAGGCCGCUGCAGCUCUACCGAUACCUACUGCGCUGUUGCCGGCAGCUGCCAACCAAGGGCAUUCAGGAGCAUUAUAAGCAUGCGGUCAGGCAGAGUUUCCGGGUUCAUUCGGAUGAAGACAACCCAGAGAGGAUCCAGCAGAUUAUUAAAAGAGCCAUUGAAGAUGCCGACUGGAUCCUGAACAAAUAUAAAAAACAAAACUGAGACUCCAGGGCCUAAAGAGUGAAGCUGCCUUGCAGACGCUGACACUGGGAGCCCUCGCUUCGCCUGGCGCUAACACAGCAGCAGUUUGGAAUACACUGGCCUUGUGGGCCGGGAGCAGGAAAUCAGGGGUAGGAGAAGCUGACAUUUGCUCACACGGCUCGUCUCACCAUGUUUGUGUCCCCAGCGUCCUUGGUGCGUGCUUUUCCAGCUGGUUAUGAUGGGAGAUUUGGGGAGAAUGUGUUUUCUCACUUUGCUCUGGACGUCAUUCGUGGAGACCCAGGGCUGGCGUCCCCUCAGAUGGCAGCCUGAGAGGACAGGGCAUGGAUUUUGGAAGCAGACAGACCUGGAUUUGAAUCCCAGCUCAGCUGCUUUUUAAGGGUGUUGGUUUUGAGCCCAGUUUCCUCCUUUGUGAGGAUUAAAUAAGGUGAAAUCAAGAGCCUGACGCCGGACACAGCACAUGGUGGGGCCCCUAAACCUCCCCUGGGGAAGCUGUGCUCCGCGGUGGCCCGCACGUCUCUCUGGUACCCUCCACACCAGGUCUUAGUUCCUUGUGGGCUUGUCCUGGCCCACCUGUGGCCCCAGGCCCCCAAGCCAUCACAACUGCACAGUGUCCAGCGGUGCGCCCAGCUGCUGCUCUUCCUUACACCAACCCUCCCUGCCCACAGAGGCCCUCACAGGGUUUCUAGUGUCCCAGAGGCGGGGACACAGCCUGCCUGAGACAAGGAGGAACGCCAGAGCAGCUGCAGUAGGUGCCGGCGUGUUCAGGCUGCUGUGAAGUUGCCAUCUGUUUUGACCUGUCCUUCCCUGCUUUGCCUCCAUCUCAGAAGGAAAGCUGGGGGAGCCUGCACGCAGUCAGGGCGUUAUUGUAAGCCUGACAUUGGUGGAGAAAGCAGACCUGGGUCACGUCCCAAUCCCACGCGAGUUACUCUUGGGCAGCUUGCUGCGCCUCCCUCAGCCUCGGUUUCCCCAUCUGUCUGUCCAGCAAGUAAUGCACGUGCCUGCCUCCUGGGGCCAAGGUGAGGCAUCACAGGCCCUCAUGUGUGCCAAGCGCAUCACCCAGAACCAGCAGUGUGGCUGCCGCCAGCUGCCCCGUUAGGAGCCCUGCUGUGCAGCUGGGGAGAUGGGAGCUCAGAGAGGUUGAGCCCCUGUUCGAGGUCACCAAGCUACGAAGCCACGUCUGUGAAUCUACCAAACAGUCUAGAUUUAGGAGGAAGAGAGCACAGCAGAGAAAGAGGGAAGGAGUGAGAGGGACGGAGGGGAAGGGAGGAGAGAGCAGCAGGGAGCAUCAGGGUAACUGGCCCCAGCAGGUUGAGCUGCCAGAAGAUGCGGAGAGAAGCCACAUCUGGGUGGGAGCAUCCCCCAAGGACUCAACCAGAGGAUGAGCUCGCAUGUGUGCCUUUGCAUCCUUGCAGUCGUGACUUAAAGUGACUCAGAUACGUCUGUCCCUCAGCUCAUCAGCAGAUGAUGAAGUAAAUGCAUGAGUAUGUGAAAGCUGGGGGGUAUGCUGUCCCUGCUGUGUGCUGUCAUACAAGGCAUUGAGGGUUAGACACAGAUAGCUGCCCAGGAGGGACCAUUCCUCAGAGUCUUAUUAAUUCAUUGAUCGAAAGGUCCAGUACUAGGUAAAAAUAAAAUUUUAGAACUUGAAUUAGGGUUGAGGUGUCUCCCCUCUUCCGGUUGGGGUCUGCUGCAGUGGGAAGGCUGCUGUCAGAGAUGGGGGACAUGGGUGGGUGGGCUUUGCUAGCUUGGGGGUGGGGUGGGAGCCUGGGCUGGGGUCAUGCCAGGCAGAAGAGCAGUUUAAGCAAAGGCUCAAAAUAGCACCACUUGCUCGGGAAUUCCCAUGCUGCUCUGGGUGGUUCAGACACUGGACAGAAGAGGUAGUUUUGGAAUCAUCUCCUUGUGGCAUUGUCUCACACCUGACAGUGGACCCCUUAAGGGCAGGGACCACAUUUUGCUGGUCAGUGCAAAAUGUGGCCAGCUGUGUGCCUGUUGCCCAGGUGGUGAGCUGUAAGCAUUUGUUGCGUGGAAGAAUGUUAAUGCCAGGCAAACUGAUGUGUCUCUUUUGUUAGAGUUUUUAUUGAUUUCUAAUAAUGAGGGAGGCUGGCAGGUGGUGACUAUUUGUUGGCCAAGCACUGGUUUGUGUGUGUGUGUGUCUUCUUGUCACUGAUGCUCAAAUAAAGUUUUAGUAUUAUUGUGAAAGUAACUUCGACUUCAAGAAUCCCCUAAAAGGGCUUCAGAGAUUCCCAGGAGUCCGUGGGUCACACUUGAGAAUCACUGUCUCUAGUUGUAAUCUGAAUAAAGCAGAAUACAAGGAAGA